AUGGAGCAGCUGCAGCACCAGCAGGAGCGGGCGCGAGAGGUGUACAGGGAGUGCCUGCGCAACCACGCGGCGAAGCUGGGCACCUACGCCUCCGACGGCUGCUGCGAGUACACCCCCGACGACAGCCAGCCCGCCGCGCUCCUCUGCGCCGCCUGCGGCUGCCACCGCAACUUCCACCGGAAGGCGUUCCUCGACGGCACGGCCUCUCCCGGCGCCGCCAGCCAGCACGCGCCGCUAAUGCUGCCCUCUCCCGGCGCCCCGCCGGGCUACAUGCACCACCACCUGGCAAUGGCCGGCCCCUCUGGGCCUGGGGUCGCCAUGGGCGGCGGCGACGGCGGCGGGUCGCACAGCGGCGGGGGCAGCAGGCGGCGGACGCGGACCAAGUUCACCGACGAGCAGAAGGCGCGGAUGCUGCGGUUCGCGGAGCGGCUGGGGUGGCGGAUGCCCAAGCGCGAGCCCGGCCGCGCGCCCGGGGACGACGAGGUCGCGCGCUUCUGCCGGGAGAUCGGGGUCACCAGGCAGGUCUUCAAGGUCUGGAUGCACAACCACAAGGCCGGUGUCGGCGGCAGCGGGGGCGCCGGCGCCCAGACGUCGUCGUCGACCACGCGUGGCGGCGGAGGUGGAGGUGGAGGCGCGGGGGGCAUGUCGCCGGCGAUGGGUGGCGACGGUGAGGACGACGAGGAGGUGAGAGGCAGCGAGAUGUGCAUGUAG
This is a messenger RNA of Triticum turgidum subsp. durum (durum wheat), 711 nucleotides long. The record is from the annotation of a GenBank genome assembly. NCBI's taxonomy places the organism in Eukaryota, Viridiplantae, Streptophyta, Magnoliopsida, Poales, Poaceae.